UUAUAGGACUGUCUAGUCGGGAUGUACACUUGACAUUUAGCUUAUGAACAUACCUAAACCGAAAUUCUCACAGAUUGAAGGGUUCCUAUCUACGGAAAAAUGGUUCGUUUCUCAUUCGUGUUACUGACAAGUGUUGUUUCAAUCUACAUGGUAUUGACCUAUUUUUAUCACCAUAGUAACAUCUCAAUCGGAAGUGACGUUCCCAGUGGACAGGAAGUGGCUUAUAAUAACAUUUUUGCUAUCGUACACAAACAAAAUUCAGAAUCAACUGUACAAGAUGGUCAGAUUCUGAGGUGUAGUCAAAUAACAUACGGCGGGAAUAUACUGGCUGGGCUCAAUGACGUCACAACCCUGCAAUUUACUCCGAAAGGACAGUUUAUACCGACACAAGAAUCCAGACCAUGUGAUAAGGGGAUCGUUUCUACUGAUUUGGAAUUGAACAUUCGCGAAUACAGACACGGUCUCAAGUGCGUAAAAAACUUCCAAGAAGAAUAUUUAAUAUCCAAAAAUGCCAUUUGGGCUGGAGACACGCAUUUAAUUCGUCAAAACCAUCACUCAUACCUAACUAGAAAUAGCAUUGUGGUGGAAAUUGGCGGAAAUCUUGGUGAAGACGCCUCUGCUAUUUUAAGAAAAUACAAACCCAAUGCGUAUGUAUUGCUGGAACCGAUUCGUCCAUUGUAUAACCAACUAAUGGGGACAUUUAAGAAAACAAGAAAUAUGCACAUAUAUAACUUUGGACUAGGGAAGAAGCUAUCCUAUUUCCAUGUCAAUAUGGAAGGUCACAAAGGCGAAACUACGUCAACGUUCACAGGGUCAAAUUCAGGCGAUUGCCUUAUUAAGGUCAUCAACGCUACUAAGUUCAUGCUGAAAUUGGGCGUCGGUUGUUUCGACGUAGACCUCUUGACAAUCAAUUGUGAGGGAUGUGAGUUCGACGUCCUGGAAUCCCUUAUAUCCUCAAGUCUAAUUGAGCAUUUUAAACACGUGCAAUUUGCUACUCACCCGACUCUGGAACACUUAACAAGCCCUGUAACUAGGUACUGCGAAAUUAUCCAAAUACUUUCAAGAACUCAUGUACCUUCAUAUAGAUACGGAUUUGUCUGGGAGUCUUGGACCAGGCGUGAUAUAAUACAAAAAAAUAUAAACCCUUCAAAUAGUUCCUAGUGUGUUUUAAUUCCAGCAUUAAAUGUAACAAGACGAAAUUUGUGAGAGAUGAAACUCCCUGGUUUGUUUCAGGCAUGGAGUCUACAAAGUCUAUCUCCAAACUGUGGUUUAUUACAUUCUUGUUUCAGGCAUAGAUUUAACAGGCGACCACGCAAAACUCAUGAUAUUACUGUGUACUAUCGACCAGAAACAUUUUUGCCCUUCGGCAGAAUAAUUCAUAUUUGCCCAGUGUUAAUUUGAUUAGUGCGCAUAUUAUGUUGUUUACUCAUGUUUUCUGUUCAAGCAUUACACUAUUUUAGUAUGGCAUUUGUGAUCUAUUUGAAUGACACAGUUUUGCAAGCAAACACUAUAAUGCGCGUGUUAAGGUAUGUUUUUCAAUGAUAUAGAAAUGCCAUACAAAAAAAAGUUCAAUGCUUAUAUCUACGUUUUCUCCGACUUACCCGUUUUUUUUAACUAACAAAUUGUUAGACAACUAUAAUUAGGUAUUCUCAAGGAAAAUUAUUUAGCAAACCUCCGAUUCAAGUUCAAUUUCAGUCAACCAGUGUUGUAAUGUUUCCAGAAAUAAAUCACAACGUAAAUUGUAUAGAAAUAAUCGGUUCCCCUUCAUUCCAUCUUCUUGAACAAAAGCACAAAAUCUGAAAAAAAUUGCUAUGCGAAAUAACAACACCGUGAACCAAACACACCUAUAACAAAGGAGGCCAUGAAAAAAACAAAAAAUACCACAGACGAUAAAAAAAGUUCGUUCAAGUCUAGAAAACAAGUACAGCACCACGAAUUUAUCUAAAAUAAUAUUGAUCUCCUAGAUAUUAUUCUUUGAACUGAAUGUAUCGCAUACCUGGGCAUUGGAGGACAUUCCAGACUUACACAAUGAACAAAUAAGCAUGUUUAUAACUCGAUUUCCCCUUGCAAACUGAUAUAAUGCCACCAUGGAAUGAUAAGAGUGUCAAUACAUAAUGUUUUAUUUCAUGACAAAAUACUAUUACUCUCAGCACAAAUAAAACUACAAAGUAACGUAUUGUUGGAGUGUUA
Mizuhopecten yessoensis (Yesso scallop) is the source of this 2190-nucleotide messenger RNA. RefSeq lists its product as uncharacterized. Lineage: Eukaryota; Metazoa; Mollusca; Bivalvia; Pectinida; Pectinidae. The record is from RefSeq and is a predicted model, not a curated record. The transcript is spliced from 2 exons. Bases 100 to 1161 code for a protein of 353 amino acids.